AUGGAUAUGGUGAUGAAGUUGGGAGCAGCAAGUCCAGUGGUGAUAUUCACCAAAAGUAGUUGUUGCAUUUCUCAUAGCAUCGAAACCCUAAUCCGUAAUUUUGGAGCAAACCCUAUAGUUUACGAGCUCGAUAGACAUCCAAAUGGGAAGCAAAUAGAGAAGGCGUUAAUCGAACUAGGGUGUCAGCCAAGUGUGCCAGCAGUAUUUAUAGGGAAUGAGUUUAUUGGUGGUUCUAAUGAGAUCAUGAGCCUUAAUGUGAGGGGAAAGCUCAAGCACUUGCUUAUAAGGGCUAAUGCCAUUUGG
This is a messenger RNA of Nicotiana tabacum (common tobacco), 303 nucleotides long. RefSeq names its product monothiol glutaredoxin-S6-like. NCBI's taxonomy places the organism in Eukaryota, Viridiplantae, Streptophyta, Magnoliopsida, Solanales, Solanaceae. The record is from RefSeq and is a predicted model, not a curated record.